Molecule: messenger RNA, 1485 nt
Organism: Danaus chrysippus (African queen)
Lineage: Eukaryota; Metazoa; Arthropoda; Insecta; Lepidoptera; Nymphalidae
Source: the annotation of a GenBank genome assembly
AUGCGAAGAAAAAACUUUAUAAAAAGUGAGUCAUUCCUCAUGACUCCACCACGUCCGAGGAUUGGACCACCAGAUGAUAAAAAAUUCGGCGCUAAAAGAAUAACACCUAACCGUAUUUUCUUUCACACCCUAAAUUUUUCAGGUCAGGGCAGGGUUAACCAAUUGGGUGGUUUAUUCAUCAAUGGACGUCCUUUACCGAACCACAUCCGUCUGAAGAUCGUGGAGAUGGCAGCGGCGGGUGUACGGCCUUGUGUCAUCUCAAGACAGUUGAGGGUCUCUCACGGCUGUGUCUCUAAAAUACUCAAUAGAUACCAGGAGACUGGUUCCAUCAGACCCGGUGUAAUUGGUGGGUCAAAACCAAGAGUUGCUACCCCUGAAGUGGAAGCUAGAAUUGAAGAACUCAAAAGACAAAAUCCUGGUAUUUUCUCUUGGGAAAUACGCGAAAAACUUAUUAAGGAGGGGGUGUCCGAUCCGCCCAGUAUCUCAUCCAUAUCUCGUUUACUGCGAGGCGGCUCUAGAGAUCCAGAUGGGAAAAAAGAUUACAGCAUCGAUGGCAUAUUAGGAGGUCGUGGAUCAGACUCCUCAGAUAUAGAAUCGGAGCCAGGCCUGACCCUUAAAAGAAAACAGCGUCGAUCUCGUACCACGUUUACAGGAGAACAGCUUGACGCGCUUGAGAGAGCUUUUCAUAGAACGCAGUACCCUGAUGUAUACACUAGAGAAGAACUUGCUUUGCAGACUGGCCUUACUGAAGCCAGAAUACAAGUUUGGUUCUCUAACAGAAGAGCUCGACUACGAAAGCAUACCGGCUCUAACCCAACUCCUACACUCGCCAGUUAUUCGACUAUACCAAUGCCGCAGAUACCAUGCCCAUAUCCAGCCGGAGAGAUACCUUCACUAUCUCAACAUCACCCACAACAUCCGGAUGCCUGGCAUCAUCAAAAGUAUGCCAAUUAUAACCAGCUAAUGGCUCAGUCUCAACAUCUUAACCAAGCCUUUCAAACUGCAGCCUUCCCCAGCACCUCUGGGACUACUUUCAGUCAUAUAGUGACCGGUGCCAGCGCACCGACCCACAAUCAGCUUCUUGAUAGCACUCCCAGAACUGAUUAUCCUCGAUAUCCCACUGAUGUCUACAAUAAACCCAUCAGUUAUAUGCCUAAAGAUACGGAGGCGGAAGAUAAGGUGGUGGGAGAAGACAUUAUAGAGCAACGUGAAGAAGCUUACAUAAAAACGACUGGAAAUGAAUACAAAGAAUUAGCGACCAGUGAUUAUCCAAAAGUUCCUGCUGAUUAUUCUAAGCUUUCUGUUGAUCCGUCUUCGUCAAACUGGACUGCAUCUAAUAACUCCUUGAACAUGAGUCUAUCUGGAUUAUCCAGUGACUAUAAAUAUAUGAGUGAUCCUUAUGCUUUUACUACUAUCUCGUCGGAUACCCUAAAUCAACAUACCUACACGAAUCCAGGAAAUGCAGCCAACAAAUAUUGGAUUUGA